Pimephales promelas (fathead minnow) is the source of this 4704-nucleotide messenger RNA. RefSeq names its product drebrin 1 (gene dbn1). Gene Ontology annotation, biological process: positive regulation of axon extension; postsynaptic actin cytoskeleton organization; neuron projection morphogenesis. The record is from RefSeq and is a predicted model, not a curated record. Gene Ontology annotation, cellular component: dendrite; postsynaptic density; actin filament. Lineage: Eukaryota; Metazoa; Chordata; Actinopteri; Cypriniformes; Leuciscidae. Gene Ontology annotation, molecular function: actin filament binding.
CUCUCGCGCUCCGUCCGCAGUGUCUCUCUCGCUCCUCAUCAUCACUGCUACACUGGGCUGGAUGAUUGCAGUGGCAGAAACAUGGCUGUGAAUCUCAGCAAGAACAGACUGGCCCUCUUAACAGCCUACCAGGACGUUAUCAACGAGACGUCGGCAACCGACUGGGCCUUAUACACAUAUGAAGACGAGAGUAAUGAUUUGAUCCUGUCUUCAUCGGGAGAUGGCGGUCUGGCAGAGAUCGCAGUCACCUUCGAUAACACUCGGAUCAUGUACGGUUUCUGCAGUCUGAAGGAGCCCACGGCCGCCCUGCCGCGCUACGUCCUCAUCAACUGGGUUGGGGAAGAUGUGCCCGAUGCCAGGAAGUGUGCCUGUGCCAGCCAUGUAGCCACCAUAGCCGACUUUUUCCAGGUGGGUCUCCCCAAGGGUGUUGACGUCGUCGUGAACGCCAGCACCAUAGACGACAUCGACCCCUCCGCCAUCGGACAGAGGCUGACCAAUGGGACGGCUCCGGUGGCCAGCCCAGUGUUGAGCCGCCUGCGAAUGAAAGACGAGGAGAACUCGGAGAACGUUGGCACCACCUACCAGAAAACUAAUGCAGAGAUCGAGAUGAAGAAGAUCAAUCGAGAGGAGUUCUGGGAACAAGCCAAGCGGGAAGAGGAGCUGAGAAAGGAGGAAGAGAGAAGGAAGAUGGCGGAGGAACGGCAGCGCUUCGAAGCCGAGCGGAUGGAGCUGGAGAGAAAAGAGCAGGAGGAUCGAGAGAAGCGAUACCGCGAGAGAGAGCAGCAGAUCGAGGAACACAGGAAGAAGAUGCUGGAGGACGAAGAGGCCAAAGAGAGGUCGAGGAAUCAACCCUUGAUUGUAAGAACAGAGCCCAGCUGUGAAGACCCGAACCUGGAGAAGAAGGAGUCAGAGGUGGAGGAGGCAGCAGCCAUCAUUGCCCAGAGGCCUGAUAACCCACGGGAAUACUUCAAGCAGAGAGAGAGAGCCAUCGCCAACAGUGUGGACAUCUCUCCAGUCUCCACGCACAGGACCGGCCGCUUGGACAGUCCAUUCUUGAGGCAGCAGCACAGUCCAUCCGAUCGCAGCCCGCCCGCCUCGCGCACUCCGCCCUGUACGCGGCGGCAGCCAGGUCCACCUGAUGACUGUACCGAAGGACUCCUGGAGCGCAGCAUGACCACUGGAUGCACUCCCAUCCCGAAAAUCGCCAUUCAGGAGGAUGACUUCUUUCGAAAGGAGUUUGCCUUCGACACUCCCAAGCAAACUCCAGUGCAGGAGUCCGGCUUCAGCAAGACCUCCCCGAGUGCGUCCCGCAGCACAGACGACAGCCUGCUAGACCUGUGGGACAGCAGCCCGGCGGCAGCCUCGGCCCCGUCCCAGACCCCCGCCCACAUCAUGGACCUGAUGGAGGACACCCCGGAGCCCCGUGUCCCCGGCUCCUCCCCUGCUCUCCCGCAGCCGCUCAUGAGCUUCGAUGAGGUACCCGACGCCCCCUACUGCACCGGCCCCGAAGAUGACCCCUCCAGCCUGGUGGACGUGUCCGGACCCCACCAGAUGACCCUGAGUUACCAGCAGGCCCUCCAGCACGCGUCCGGCUCCGGCAGCCAGGACAUGGAUGACGGACAGCUGCUGCUGACCAAUGGAGACUCGCUGCUUAAAGAAGGGACCCAGGCGAGCGAAGGCUACUUCAGCCAAUCACAGGAGGAGGAUUUCGCCCAGUCAGAAGACUGCACUGCAAAAGUCAACCCAACACCAGUUUUUUAUAACAAACCACCAGAAAUCGACAUCACGUGCUGGGAUGCCGACCCCGUGAUGGAAGACGAUGAUUAGGAGCGACCGAGGGAAACCGAAAACUGAUUUUACAACAGUUACUGAAGUCUUGCAUCAAAAUGUUUUAGAGAAAAAAACAACAACAACGUUAGCCACAGAAGAAAAGGACUCGGGUUAUUGUUAAAGAUGCCAGUGGGUAUGAGCGCUUUCGGUUGGUGUAUGUGUGUGAGAGUGUGUUUAUUAUUUAUUUCAAUCUCUUUUUUUCUUUUGUUGCUAUGCAGAGUAUAGCACAGUGCGUCUCUAGCGCUCACCUGUGUUGUAUGGAUCCCUGUGCCUAACAGGUGUGUGUAGUAGCAGAUUAGAUCUCCUUAAUCCACGCCGAGCUUACAGUAGGUCUGCUCAGCGCUUCUAUCAACUUCCCCACAAUCCUAGUUGCUUAGUCGAAUCACAUGUGUUUGAGUGUUAUGCCCACAUAUGUCUUUGCUUUGACUCAGUCGGUCAGGGAGGCUCGAACCCUCACCCCUCGUCAAAGCAAAGGCACGUCACAACUCGAUUUUAGCUUCAGUUGGGUCAGUCGUAUUUAGCAAACGGAAAAUGAAGGGGGUUUAUAUGUGAUUAUGAAACAAUUUUGUGUUGUGCCAAUUAUUUUGAGUAUGACGUGUUGGUGUAACGGCCUUUUAGGACUUUAGCGCCAGGUGGCAUAUGUAUAUUUUGACUACAUAUGAGAUAAUGUGUAUAAACAAUGGCUGAAACUGACGUUUGUUUGUUUUUUUAUGAACAACUGCAAUAGAGCUUUGAUUUGUUGAGAAACUUAGGCAAUAACAAUUGUAGUGAACUCCUUUGGGAAUUGUUUUAGUUAUAUAUGCGGUAGUGUGUGUACAUAUACAUCUAGUGUAAAGAUAAAGGGAGAAGAGAGUCCCUUAUUAUUGGGGAGGUUCAGGCCUGAAAGAUAUCCUACAGAAGUGCGCAAGCCUCGUCCCAGAUGUUAGCAUGCGACAUUACUGUGGCGUUACCAGACCUCAGUACUAAAGGAUAGUUCAGACGAAAACUCAUGUGACUUUUUCUUCUGUGGAGCAUAAAAGAAGAUAUUUUGAGAAAUCUCAGUGUUUUAAUGUCCAAAGAGCCCCUUAGAGGACAUGGAGGUGAAAACAAAAUAUAUGAUAUGGGAGGAAAAUGUUUUUUUGUGCACUCGCAGAACCUUUGCAAAAUGUUUGGGUUCAGAGUUUCUUUGGGGGAACGCAAACAUUAUCGAGAGAAUUUUUUCUCCCAUCUCAUAUUCAUGUCCUCGUAGGGUGUCCGUAAAUAAUAAUAUGAUCUUUUGUGUUUGUUUUACAGAAGAAAGAUGCAACUACAACAUGCAGGAUUGUUGGGUGUACUGUCCCUUUAAGAAGCCGAAAUGAUUGCUAUAGGCCUAUGUCACGAAAAAACUGAAGACCCUCUUUUAGUACGUCUUUUAGUAGGGAUACGGCUCAUCCGGUUAGCUUUUUCCAAUGGUGGAGUCCGAUAGAUACCGCUGGACCAAAUCUCUCCGCGACCCCCUGAAGUCACGUAUGGCGAUGUGGUUCGGAUGGUAAAUGAAAACUCUGAGGUAUGGCUGUCUACGCAACAACCACCGCGGGUAGCUCUAGCCGUUCGCCAGUGAGGUAAACGUUUCUAUGGUAACAGCGAGUUGGACCAAUCAGCAGUCGUUGCUACUACGCUUAGGAUUGUGGGUAGUGUAGUUUUUUUUCCAUAAGAUGUUUUUCUUUAAACAAGGUUGAUUUCUUCGUAGCUUGUGCUCAGUCAACCUCGGAGGGUUUCGACAUUAGGGCUGAGAAUCGAAAUAUCGAGAAAUACUAUCAAAACAAGUUUACCAGGAUUCAGAGUCUUACAGAGGAUGAGUUAUGCUAAUGCUGGCUAUAGCGCCCCUAGUGGCCGAACACAUUUUAGCGAAUGAAACGAAGCGUAGAGUAUGGCCUUGACCUUAUUUUAUCGUGGAUGUGAUUUUGAACCUUUUAUUUCUACUCUCCAAGGGAAGGAAACUCUUUAUAAUUACGCACUUCAAACCCCCCAUUAUUGAAAUAUAAUAUUAAUAUGACCCUUGUAUUUUUUGCUUGUUAAAAAUUCUUUAUCGAGGAGUGAUGUUAGGCAUUUUUUUUAAGCUAAUAUAAUUACAGCCCUUUAAAUCAGAUUUGUGACUGACUUUCACACAAGGACUAGUGCAGGGACACAUGGCCUUGCUCAAGGGCAGAAAGGUGAGAGGUCAUCUCACUAACUCAACACUGACUCGAACUGUAAUCUUUGUUGUUCCAGCCCACAUCCUUAACUUCCAAGUUAUCACCACCCACUGUCUUCCUCAUACUUUUAGUCAUUUUGAAAAGCCACAACAUCUUGGCUUUACGUCACAAAUGAUUUGUUGUUGUUGUUGUUGUUUUUUGGAGUGGAAAGGCGAGCAAUAAGACUAAACCAAUAGUAUUGUUCUGUAAAUAGCUUUAAUUUUGUUCUCAUGUAAAAUGUACUACAAUAACUAACAUGUAUUGAUUAACCACUCAUGAGAAGCGUGAGAGAGAAAACAUGGUUUCUCAGUAGGAAGUAACCCGCAUCUUUAACAGUAACUUGGCCCCUUUUGAAACGACGUCCGUGUAUUCUUGUUCACCCUCCAACCUCCUUAGUAGUGAUUAUUAUUCUCUUUCUCCCUCAAACUACUAGGAGACUACUACUACUACCGCCACUACUAUUAUUACUAUUACUACUGCUGUUCUACUACAGUCAUUUCUUCUUUGCCCCUGAAGCAAGGCUUAGCGACUCCUGAAAGUUCUUUUUUUUAAUUAUUUUUUUCUAUCUCUUCCUCUUUUUUUCGUCCGCUUCUCACACGCUGUUUUUGAAACAAGCACAAGAUCUUUUGUGACAUGCUAUGUGCUUAUGUAUGUUAAUAAAAGACUUUAAAAUCCUUCAGAA